Aspergillus oryzae RIB40 is the source of this 1671-nucleotide messenger RNA. RefSeq names its product putative general amidase. The record is from RefSeq and is a predicted model, not a curated record. NCBI's taxonomy places the organism in Eukaryota, Fungi, Ascomycota, Eurotiomycetes, Eurotiales, Aspergillaceae. The coding region runs from base 1 to 1671 and encodes 556 amino acids. The transcript is spliced from 6 exons.
AUGGGCUCCAACGAAGAAUGCAGUUGGCAGCAACGGGUCGAGCAGAAACGACAGCGGUGCGCCAACAAAAUCCCAGCCGAAUGGCGUAUGCCAGACGAAGUAAUCGCUUCCCUGCACACUCCUCUAGCAGACCACAGAAAUGAUUUGAUCCGGAAUGACAUUAUCCGCAAAUCUGGCAUCAUGACCAAGCACGAGUUGCAGAUCACAGAAGAUUACACGGUUCGAGAAUUGUUGGCGGCAUUGGCGAACGGGAGUCUAAGCUCGGUGGAAGUUACUGUGGCAUACUGCAAGCGGGCUGCCAUCGCACAGCAACUCGUUUCUUGUCUGACGGAGACAAUGUUUGCAGAGGCCCUUGAGCGAGCCCAAUAUCUCGACCAACUCCGCUCCCAAGGACAAGUUGUCGGUCCCCUUCAUGGUCUGCCCGUGAGUAUCAAGGACAGCUUUCACUAUAAAGGGACAGAAGCUACCAUCGGCAUGGUUUCUUUCCUUGAUGAGGUGUCUACCGGGAAUUCACCGCUCGUGGAUAUUCUCUUGAAGCUGGGGGCGGUCAUCUAUGUGAAGACUAAUGUGCCCCAGACGAUGAUGGCACUUGAUUCGCAUAAUAACGUCUUCGGACGUACCUUAAACCCGUGGAAUACUACUCUGACUCCCGGGGGAUCGAGUGGUGGCGAGGGUGCUUUAAUUGCGCUACGAGGAUCACCUCUGGGAGUAGGCACUGACGUGGGCGGUUCCAUUCGCGUCCCUGCCCUUUGUUGCGGAACUUAUGGCUUCCGACCCAGUGCGUCCAGAGUCCCUAACGCAGGCACUCGCGCCUGCUCAACUAGCGGAAUGCGAUUCAUUCUCUCUUGUGCUGGGCCUUUGUCCACGGACCUUGACGGGCUCGAAGUUUUUUUCAGCUCGGUGUUCGAUAUCCAGCCGAGUCUAUACGACUCCACGGUCAUUGAUGUGCCCUGGCGUAAUGUCACGGUGAAGCCGAAGUUGAGAAUUGGUCUUGUUCCGGAGCAUCCAGUCUUUCCAUUGCAUCCCCCAAUCAAACGGAUCCUGGCAGAAGCCGUACAGCGUCUGGAAGAACAAGGUCAUGAGAUUAUUCGCCUCACCAACGAAGAGUGCCGAAUCAGGGAACUUAAUGAAGUAGCUUUGGGUAUCUUCGGGCUAGACCAGGGCGCUCUUAGUCAUGUCAUCUCCGCCGGCGAGCCUGUGGUGCCCGCACUACAGCACAUUGGCGCUCAGAUUGCAAAGGUGAAACAGUUCCAUAAACCAUCCCUACCCGAUAUGAGCUCGAUGGACCGUUUAGCCAAGUUAGCCGCUCUGAACACUUGUCGCGCGGAACUCAAAGAGGAAUACCGAGGGAUGUGGAAACAGCAUAAUUUGGAUCUUUGUCUUGCGCCGCCGGCACAAAACACAGCGGUCGCCCAUGACGCCUUUGGUCCUGCGCCAUACACCAUUUUCUUGAACUGCCUUGAUUACCCGGCAUGUGUCAUUCCAUUCGGGCAAGUCAACGAGUUGGAUGCUACAGACACCUUCCAGGUUGGCGAAGAUCAAAUUGCACCAGAAUAUGACUAUAAAUCGGUCGAAGGGGCCCCGUGCGGGAUUCAGCUUUUCACCACCACAAUGCGCGACGAGGAGUGUCUACAGAUGUCAAAGCUAAUCGAUCUGUGUCUGAGGGGGUAA